Molecule: messenger RNA, 1135 nt
Organism: Drosophila biarmipes
Lineage: Eukaryota; Metazoa; Arthropoda; Insecta; Diptera; Drosophilidae
Exons: 2
Coding region: 81-908 (275 amino acids)
Molecular function (GO): DNA binding
Source: RefSeq, a predicted model, not a curated record
GAGCCCCUUUCUCGCAGUCAUUCUCGACAACACCCGUGCUGCGUACAGUUUUAGUUAAUAUUAUAAAUAAAAUAUCCGAGAUGUCCCAGCAGAACGCGGAGAAGGUCGUCGACGACGAGCAGUGCGUGCGCUGUUCGCACUGCAUGAAGGUGGUGCGCUGCUCCCGCUACGACACCGCUGGCCUCAUCCGCCACAUCGAGCUGGAGCACCCGGACCUGUUCGCGGACGCCAGUGCCAAGAUCAGGCACAUCCGAUGGCUGCUGUCCUCAGGACGUGGGUCCAGCGGCAGCGGCGGCAGCAUGACGCAGACCGGAAGGAUUUCGAAUCUUUCGGAUGCCCACACUGCUGAUGGAGGGGAGUGCGAUAAAGUCAAGAAGAGGAACUCAGCGGACGCCGCGACUCGAAAGCCGCCGACUUCCACGGUCAAUUUAGGUGCCAGAAAGCCUCAGCCGGGUCCCUGCUCCCAGAACCAGGCCGGCAGAAAGCCCAAGGAUAACCCGUGUGGCACACCAAAGGAUCUGUCGAGGAACAAGAACCACUCGUACCCGAAGACCAAGGACCACUCCAGUCCAGCGACCAAGACCCUGCCGUGUCCAAGGACUGCCCCCUGCUGCAUCUCCGUGGAGGAGUUGAGGCUGAUCCGUCAGGCGUCCUUCAAGGCCUCCGUGAACAAGUGGUGUGCCUACGAGGGCAUUCUCUCCUGCCCGGCCUGCGGCUUCAUGCGGCGUCCGGUGAUCAAGAGGGCCGCCGAGGUGGACUCCGGCCGGUGCUCCUGGCUGAAGUGCCUCUUUCCGUGCCUCGCUCGCCCCGACGAGGGCAAGUACCUCUACUGCGCCAAGUGCAUGACCUUUCUGGGCGUCUACACUCGCAAAAGCAACAGCCUCACGCCGAACAAGGAAUAUGCCUAGAGGCCAAGAACUGAGUUUUCCAGUUUAUUCAUUCCAAAUUUUUCGUUGCCAAAACCAAUUUAGUGCUUUAUUCCCCGACAAAUUUAAUGGAUAUAGUAAUUCUUGGUAAGGAGUGUCACAGAAUUCGAUUGUGUUUGCCUCAACUGCAAGGCACGAGCCCAGUUAUUGUAUAGUUUCUUUGAAAUAUAUGUUUGCAUGCCUCAAAAAAAUAAAUGUAUGCUAAAAAA